Molecule: messenger RNA, 2757 nt
Organism: Scomber japonicus (chub mackerel)
Lineage: Eukaryota; Metazoa; Chordata; Actinopteri; Scombriformes; Scombridae
Product: NACHT, LRR and PYD domains-containing protein 3-like
Exons: 7
Coding region: 1-2757 (918 amino acids)
Molecular function (GO): protein binding
Source: RefSeq, a predicted model, not a curated record
AUGUUACCUGUGACACCAACGAUUCGAAGCGUGUAUCAGAAAAAUGAACCACCGAGCAGUGAACCACUGUGUCGGAGCAGAGCCAAGAUGAUGACGGUCGACCUCCUAAACCUUCUGGAAGAUUUAAAAGUUGAUGAAUUUGAGAAGUUCAAGUGGUACCUGAAGAAUGAAACGGUGGACGACAUCCCACCCAUCAAAGAGAGCCAGCUGGAGGAGGCAGAGAGGCGGGAUGCUGUAGAUCUGAUGGUGCAGAAAUAUGAAUCUUCUGGAGCUGUGGAGGUGAUGAAGAGCAUUUUAAAGAAGAUCAACAGGAAUGAUCUGGUGGAGGAGUUAUCAAACAUCGGCUCAGGAGCAGAAGCAGAUAGUGAUCUGCAGAAGGGUUUAGGUAUAUGUAAGAUCAAUCUGACGAGGAGAUGUCAAAAUGUGACUGAAACAAGUGAUGAACCAGGAGGUGAAACCCUCUUUGACGAUAAAUACACUGAGGUCUACAUCACAGAGGGAAGGAGUAACGAAGUUGAUACUCAACAUGAGGUGUGGCAGCUUGAGACAGCUUCCAAGAUGAAGACCCUCCAUGACACUCCAAUCAAAUGCCACGACAUCUUUAAAGCCUUACCCAACCAAAAGAAACACAUCAGAAGCGUUCUGACUAACGGUGUUGCUGGCGUUGGAAAAACCUUCUCGGUGCAGAAGUUCACUCUGGACUGGGCAGUGGGCUCCGAAAACCAAGAUAUCAAUCUGGUGGUUCUGCUUCCAUUCAGGGAGCUGAACUCGAUCAAAGAUGAGCGGUACAAUCUGAUCAUGCUGAUCCAGGAAUGCCAUCCAACAUUACAGCUCACAGCAAAGAAGCUCGCUACCUGUAAAGUUCUGUUCAUCUUUGACGGCCUGGAUGAAAGCAGACUUUCACUGGAUUUCAACACCAAGGAAGUCGUGACUGAUGUCACACAGAAGACAUCACUCAAUGUGCUGUUGACAAACCUCUUUGAGGGAAACCUGCUCCCCUUGGCUCUCAUCUGGAUAACGUCCCGACCUGCAGCUGUCAAUCAGAUCCCUCGUCGAUGUUUUGACAGGGUAACAGAAGUACGAGGCUUCACUGACGACCAGAAGGAGGAGUACUUCAGGAGGAGAUUCAGUGAUGAAGAGCAGUCCAGCAAAAUCAUCUCACACAUCAAGACAUCCAGGAGCCUCCACAUCAUGUGUCGCAUCCCAGUCUUCUGCUGGAUCACUGCUACAAGUCUGGAGGAAAUGUUGACUUCAGAGCAGAGAGAAGAGCUGCCCAAGACCCUGACUUACCUGUACUCACACUUCCUGCUGAUUCAGACAAAGAGGAAGAAGAGCAAGUAUGAUGAGGGACAUGAGACGAGUCCAGAGGAGCUGACAGAGGCUGACAGAAAAGUUCUUCUGAAGCUGGGGAGGCUGGCGUUUGAACAGCUGCAGGAAGGAAACAUCCUGUUCUACAAAGAAGACCUGAAGCAGUGUGGUCUUGAUGUCACAGAGGCCGCAGUGUUAUCAGGAUUUUGUACACAGAUCUUCAAAAGAGAGAAACUCCAGAAGAAAACAGUCUAUUGCUUUGUUCAUCUGAGCGUUCAGGAGUUUCUGGCUGCAGUCUACAUGUACCACUGUUACACCAGCAGAAACACAGAGGUACUGAAGGACUUCCUAGGAGAAGACUACAGGUACUCAUCUCUGGAUCACUUCCUGAAGAGAGCCAUGGAGAAAUCUCUCCAAAACAAAAAUGGCCACCUGGACCUGUUUGUUCGCUUCCUUCAUGGCCUCUCUCUGGAGUCCAACCAGAGUGUCUUAGGAGACCUGCUGGGUCAGACAGACAACAGUCCAGAAACCAUCCAGAAAGUAAUCACCAACCUGAAGGAGAUGAACACUGGGGAUAUCUCUCCUGACAGAAGCAUCAACAUCUUCCACUGUCUGAUGGAGAUGAACGACAGCUCAGUACAUCAGGAGAUCCAAGAGUUCCUGAAGUCAAAGAACAGAUCAGAGAAGGAACUCUCUGCGAUCCAUUGCUCAGCUCUGGCCUACAUGCUGCAGAUGUCAGAGGAGGUUCUGGAUGAGUUGGACCUGGAGAAGUACAACACAUCAUGGGACGGACGACAGAGACUGAUCCCAGCUGUGAGAAACUGCAGAAAGGCUCGACUUCCUCGCUGUUAUCUCUCAAACACUCACUGUGAAGUUGUGGCCUCAGCUCUGAAGGCCAACCCCUCCCAUCUGAGAGAUCUGGACCUAAGCUACAACGUCCUGACUGAUUCAAUGAUGAAGUUUCUGUGUGCUGGACUGGAGAGUCCAAACUGUAAACUGGAGACUCUGAGAUUGGAUGACUGCAGUUUGUCAGAGACCAGCUGUGCUUCUCUGAUCUCAGCUCUGAAGUACAACCCCUCCCAUCUGAGAGUGCUGGAUCUGAGUAACAACAAGCUGCAGGAUUCAGAUAUGGAGCAGCUGUGUGAUCUUCUGAAGAGUCCAGACUGUAGACUGCAGGAUCUGAGAUUGAUUGGCUGCAGUUUGUCAAAGACCAGCUGUGCUUCUCUGGCUGCAGCUCUUAAGGACAACCCCUCCCAUCUGAGAAAUCUGGAUCUGAGUGACAACAACCUGAAGGCUUCAGACGUGACGCUGCUGUCUGAUCUUCAGAAGAGUCCACGCUGCAGACUGGAGUUUCUGAGUGAUCAGAGGCAGCACGUUCUGGUCCCAGUUGUCCCAGCGCUGCCCUCUGCUGGACCGGAGGUUCCUCCUGAACGCUCCCAGUGUGUAUGA